Messenger RNA from Cucumis melo (muskmelon), 1113 nucleotides. Its product is annotated as probable carbohydrate esterase At4g34215. The record is from RefSeq and is a predicted model, not a curated record. Bases 171 to 1037 code for a protein of 288 amino acids. Lineage: Eukaryota; Viridiplantae; Streptophyta; Magnoliopsida; Cucurbitales; Cucurbitaceae. The transcript is spliced from 2 exons.
UCAGCCAACAAACAAAAAGUGAUCAAAUUUUCAAAGAGAGAGUAGUUGUGUCUGUGCAAAUAGACACAGAGGAAAAGUUCAACAAUUAAAAAAAAAAAAAAAAGGAAAGCAGCUUCCACAUUUUUAAAACUUUUCUUCUGUGUUUACUUGCACAGACACAAAGGGUAACAAUGGCCUUAUUGAAACUAUCAAUCAUGUUAUGUACGAUGUUAUUUAGUCUUUCCCUUUCAGGGGCUGCUUCUCCCAAAAACAUAUUCAUUCUCGCUGGCCAGAGCAACAUGGCUGGUCGAGGUGGGGUUGAGAAAGAUCAAUCAGGAAACCUCGUGUGGGAUAGGUUAGUCCCACCAGAAUGUGAACCUCAACCAUCAAUCCUACGAUUGAACCCUGAGGGCCAAUGGGAGACAGCACGAGAGCCUCUACAUGUGGGGAUUGACAUUAAUAGGACAGCUGGGAUUGGUCCAGGUAUGCCAUUUGCUCACCACCUACUGGCCAAAGUUGGACCAAAUGCUGGCGUUGUGGGUUUAGUCCCUUGUGCUAGAGGUGGCACUUUAAUUGAGCAAUGGAUUAAAAAUCCUAGCAAUCCUAAUGCAACAUUUUAUAAAAAUUUUAUUGAAAGAAUCAAAGCAUCAGAUAAAGAUGGUGGGGUUGUGCGUGCUCUUUUUUGGUUUCAAGGAGAAAGUGAUGCAGCCAUGAGUGACACUGCUCAUAGAUACAAGGACAACCUAAAACAAUUCUUCACUGACAUCCGUAAUGACAUAAAGCCUAGAUUUUUUCCCAUCAUUUUAGCUAAAAUAGCCGUCUAUGAUCCUUUUAUGAAGCAUGAUACUCAUGAUUUGGCAGCAGUAAGGGCAGCACAAGAAGAAGUUAGCAAGGAACUACCAGAUAUUUUGACCAUUGAUGCUUUGCAAUUACCUAUAAACUUCACAACAAAUGCAGGCUUUAACCUAGAUCAUGCACACUUUAAUACCAACACUGAGAUUGUUGUGGGUAAAUGGUUUGCUGAUACCUACCUCUCGCACUAUGGUCAUUUACUUUAAUCCUAUAUUAUUUUCUAGUCUCUAUCUACAUUUUUAUUAUAUCUUAAUAAAAUCAUCCAUCCACUUCUUUAUUCAA